AUGACACAUUAUACUUGUACAAUUAUAGUUAGGGGUGUGAAGCAUAAGGAUAUUUCCCAUGGAAAAAGCACAAGUGGUAAGAAACGGUCAAGAUUCCAUUAUGAUAUUUGGAAUAUCAAGUACUUGAGUAAAUUCAAGUGGGAUGAUCUUACCGAAGAAAUAGCAUACAAAAGUGCCAUUCGGGAGCAGAAACUAGCUUUGGAAAUUUCUGCUGCAAAGAGAGAGCAAGAUUUUUCUCUCUCAAAAGUUGAUCAGUCAGUAGCCUUAAGUAAUAUAGAAGAACGACUAAAGAAGAGGCAAAAGGGCGAACAAAUAAAGAAGCUGACGCGGCAAUUUUCCCAGAAAAAACCGGUUGUAGAGGAAACUGAAAAGAAGUCCCAACUAUCUAGGGAUAUCCUAGCUGGAGUAAGUAUUGUUCCCUCUGGCAUGCCUGUGAUCAUGAUGUUUAUCCCAUGUUUUUGGCAGUUCUUCAUGAUCAAUUUUGCAUUUUCGGUUCGGUUUCUUGAGGUUCUGGAAUUGGUGUAA
Olea europaea var. sylvestris is the source of this 525-nucleotide messenger RNA. RefSeq names its product pre-rRNA-processing protein ESF2-like. The record is from RefSeq and is a predicted model, not a curated record. The transcript has 5 exons. Gene Ontology annotation, molecular function: RNA binding. Gene Ontology annotation, biological process: endonucleolytic cleavage in ITS1 to separate SSU-rRNA from 5.8S rRNA and LSU-rRNA from tricistronic rRNA transcript (SSU-rRNA, 5.8S rRNA, LSU-rRNA); endonucleolytic cleavage to generate mature 5'-end of SSU-rRNA from (SSU-rRNA, 5.8S rRNA, LSU-rRNA); endonucleolytic cleavage in 5'-ETS of tricistronic rRNA transcript (SSU-rRNA, 5.8S rRNA, LSU-rRNA). Bases 1 to 525 code for a protein of 174 amino acids. NCBI's taxonomy places the organism in Eukaryota, Viridiplantae, Streptophyta, Magnoliopsida, Lamiales, Oleaceae. Gene Ontology annotation, cellular component: nucleolus.